GCUGAGUCAGUUCUCGCUGCAGCUUCGUCGUGGCCAGGCGGUCAUUCUUACUCUCGCGCGGUCUUUCAAUUUCCUGGUCGUGCUUUCGUGUUUGAGAUCUUCUGUCGAUCGAUUUCUAAGUGAGAUAAGUAUGUGAAACGUCAUUGUGAUUGUAUAAGUGUCUUUACGCUGUGGGUUUCGAAGAAUUUAAAAUUACCUCGCUAUAAAAAAGAUAUUUAAAGAAUAAUUCUCGAAGAAUCUUUAUUGAAAGUACCUGUCUUGAAGAUAUGUGCGGUCAGAUAAGUGGAAAGACAUGAGUAAUGUAAACACGGAAAUGAUUUAAGCAAAGAAGUAUCACGCAAAACUGCUUGCCAGUUGACCUUACACCGAUUGAUCUCCUGGAAAUUUUUUGUUCGGAAAAGCAGUGAACGUCAUCGUUGUUAGUGGAAUUGUGCAGAAAUGGAGGGUGCAAGUACACCGAGCACGCUUAUGGAAUUGAAAACGCGAAGACAGCAAUUUCAACCGCAAAUGUCGACCUUGGACACAAGAAGAAGGCAGGCAGUUUGCGUGAGAAGAGCUUUCAAGAAAUAUGGAUCUAAGAGUAACCCGAAUGUCAUUCUGGACGGACUUAACAUGACUGUGCCAAAAGGCUCGAUUUAUGGGCUACUUGGUGCGAGCGGUUGCGGAAAGACUACUCUAUUAUCGUGCAUCGUCGGUCGGAGGCGUUUGAAUUCUGGCGAAAUUUGGGUACUAGGUGGUCGACCAGGUUCCAAAGGAUCCGGUGUACCUGGUCCACGCGUCGGCUACAUGCCGCAGGAAAUCGCUCUCUAUGGCGAGUUCUCUAUUCGGGAAACGUUCAUUUAUUUUGGCUGGGUCGCCGGCAUAACGACAGAUGUAGUAGAGGAUAAGCUGGAAUUCCUGAUAAAGUUUUUGCAAUUACCGCCCGAAAAUCGUUUUGUCAAAAAUCUAUCCGGUGGCCAGCAAAGAAGAGUGUCCUUCGCAGCAGCUCUUUUAGCUGAUCCCGAGCUCUUGAUCCUGGAUGAGCCGACGGUCGGCGUGGAUCCUGUUCUUCGACAGAAUAUCUGGGAUUAUUUGGUGCAGAUCACCAAGGACGGCAAUCAUACCGUUAUUAUUACCACGCAUUACAUCGAGGAGACCAGGCAAGCCAGCAUCAUCGGGCUAAUGAGAAGCGGCAAAUUUUUAGCGGAGGAAUCUCCGAGAAGAUUGAUGGAAAUGCACCGACUGGAUACUUUAGAAGAUGUCUUCCUAAAACUGAGUAGAAGGCAGAAUAUGGGAUUGAGGAGAAGAAGUAGUAUUUUGAGUAGUAUAACAGGCGUUCCGCCGGAUGAUGAAAUGGAUGAUGAGAUGAGCGGUGAAUUUGGUGAUAACGUGAGUGUGUCUAGUCGAAGAAGAAGCAUCAUCAUUAAUACCAAUGAUGGCAAUGUGCCAGAAUUGCCACCGGAAGAAGAAGGUUCCUCUAAGUUCUCGAUGAUCAAUUCGAUGCACAUGAAAGCUCUUAUUUGGAAAAAUUUUCUGUGGAUGUGGCGAAACGUUGGAGUAAUGUUGUUCAUUAUCGCUCUACCGGUCGCCCAAAUAAUCCUUUUUUGCAUUUCCAUCGGCAAAGAUCCCGUGGGUCUAAAUUUAGCUAUUGUUAAUAACGAACUCAACAAUAGCAUGCAACCUUGUAUUCCGUCAACCGGUUGUGAUUGGUCGCUAUUAAGUUGUCGAUAUCUUCAGCAACUGGAGAAGAAGACUAUGAAGUUAUUACCUUACGAUACUGAAGAGGAAGCUAGGAACGCUGUGAAGAAAGGCUGGGCAUGGGGUGCUAUUACUUUUCCCUCAAAUUAUUCAGAAUCUCUCAUGGCAAGGAUAGAUUACGGCAGAAAUGCCGCGGACUGGGAUAUCGAUUUCGCGGAGAUGUCAAUUAUCAUGGACAUGUCUAAUCAACAAAUAGGACAAUUGCUUCGAAGAGAUCUGCUUUAUGCGUAUCAAGAUUUCGCGAGAAAUAUUACUGUAGCUUGCAAUUACAGCGAGAAAUUAACCAGCAUACCUAUACAUUUUAAUACACCAAUCUACGGACCUCUGGAUCCUAAUUUCACGGAUUUUGCAGCUCCUGGAAUAAUCCUAACACUUAUUUUCUUUCUCUCGAUCGCAUUGACAUCGGGUGCAUUGUUAUUGGAGAGAAAUGAGGGUUUACUGGAAAGAUGUCUCGUAUCAGGUCUCACUGGCACAGAGAUUCUCUUCAGCCUAGUGCUUACCGAGUUUACGGUGAUGCUCGGUCAGACCGUGAUGGUGAAUAUAGUCGCAUUUGCGAUCUUCAGGAUCACCUGCAUUGGUGAUAUUGGUUGGAUCACCACUUUGAUUAUCCUUACAGGUGUCUGCGGCAUGGCCUUCGGAUUUGUCAUCGCCUGUGUGUGUGACAAUGAAAGAAGCGCUACGUACAUGGCGAUGGGUUCGUUCCUUCCUAUUAUGAUGUUGUGCGGGAUUGUUUGGCCCAUAGAAGGCAUGCAUCCUCUGCUGAAGUAUAUUAGUUUUCUGUUACCUCUGACGAAGAGUACGGAGUCAAUGAGAUCGAUGCUGGCUAGGGGUUGGUCGAUAUCGGAACCCACGGUUUAUUACGGCUUCGUAGCCACCUUCAUCUGGAUUAGCAUCUUCAUGAGUAUGGCGAUAUUAUUGCUCAAAUUUAAGAAGGGUUAGCUUAGAGGAAGGGAACAUAGUUUUAUAAGCUUAAAAAUGGAAUCGGCCAAACUUCUAUGUGAAUUGCAACAUAAUAAACUUGUGAAUAAAUAAA
This is a messenger RNA of Linepithema humile (Argentine ant), 2770 nucleotides long. Lineage: Eukaryota; Metazoa; Arthropoda; Insecta; Hymenoptera; Formicidae. The record is from RefSeq and is a predicted model, not a curated record.